This is a messenger RNA of Paramisgurnus dabryanus, 1614 nucleotides long. Lineage: Eukaryota; Metazoa; Chordata; Actinopteri; Cypriniformes; Cobitidae. The record is from RefSeq and is a predicted model, not a curated record.
UCUCUGACAAUUACUCAUUUAAAUUUACAGAAAGGCUCGAAACAGCAUAUAAAAGGCUAUGUGUGUGCAUAAGUCUGUUUAGGGAUGUAACUUGUAUUUUUGAGAAAUUGAAACUAAAAGCACAUCUCACUCUCAUUUAUAAACAUGGCUUCGAAUCACCAAGAUGAUUCCGACACUGAAGGCUCAGAAUUCAGUGAUAGUGGCUCAGACUCUGAUACCUCAAAUACUUCAACCAAAGAUUCAGGCUCCUUUAUCGACUCUGACUGUGACUCUGACUCAGAUUCCAGCGAUAAAGCAGUUGCAACAGCAUGUGCUGCAUUCAAGCGUAAGAUUUGUAAGUAUUACAAUCAUGGCAACUGCCGAAAUGGAGACAGGUGUCAGUAUGAGCACAUAUGCAAAUACCACGUGGAGGGCUCAUGCCGCUAUGGCAUUGGAUGUCGUCUCAAACACAGUUCUGCUUCAAAUGCAUCACCUCAACCAAAUGAACAUCCAGACAGUGAAAGCCAUAGUAAGCGGCAGAGAAGGAAUAGCAGUCCUGUGUCUGCAGAUGAUGAAGAAGACGAUGACAGUCCCUACAGAUGGCAGUUGAAUUUGGGAGAUGGCUGGGAGGAUGUUUCCAAUGAUUUUGUACUAGAAGCUCAGUAUUCACGCCCUGAAGCCAAAGGAAUCAACAUCUAUAACACCCCUGCUGGAGUUAUUUCGAUCGACUUUACCAAGAUGAGAGUUAUUACCAAAACUAACAUUAAAGUCCGGCGUAAAGGUUCAAAGCAAACUGAGUGGCUGUGGUAUUACCAUGGUAAACAGAAGUGGCACCAGUUUGGAGUGAAGCGUUCAAAGGGCAAAAGCAAUGGGAUUCAGAGUUCAAGACUGGAAAAGGAAUACCAAAAGCACAAGAAGGGUUCUUUUCAGUUUGCUGUUGAUUCCAGCACAUUCGAGAUUAGCUUUAAAGGAAUGUAUCAGAAAAGUUUAUCUACAGGCCAGAAAAGACGGGUUAGACGACGCCCUAAAUAUGAUCCGUCUAAAGCUGUAGCAAGCACGUUGCCCUUCAGUUUCCGGGGCUUGAUGGCUUCAGUGUGGCAGUUUGAAGGGAGAGCUGGUAAAUGGCACACCUUCAAAAAAAUGGGUGGAUGUUCAGUCUCAAGUGAUGACAUCGAGAGCUGUUACCAAAGUAAACAGAAGACAAUGACAUUCAAUGUUAAUGGUGACCCUUACACACUGGAUUUUUCAAGGAUGAAUCAGGUUAACCAAAGAACAAAUGCCAGACGCAAGAUCCGUCGCACUUAAUGGGUGUGCAAAAGCUCAAGAACAGGAGUUUGCCGAAUUAAGGCUGGAGGUGAUCACAAGCCCCACUGACUUCCAGAAAAAAGAAUAGUGUGGAAGUCAAUGGGGCCUCUGAUCGGUUUGGUUACAAACGUAAAUUAUCUUCCUUUGUGUUUAUCAGAAUAAAUAAAUUUAUACAGGUUUGUAACAAUAUGACAGUAAAUGAUGACAGAAUUUAUAUUUAGGGGUGAACUAUUCCUUUAAGUGAAUAUGAACGUCAGGUGAAAAUAAGAUUCAGGAUGUUUUAUUUUGAAUUACUGCCUGUGGUGAUAAAAAUUAAACAGUUAUGUUUAC